Messenger RNA from Dentiscutata heterogama, 474 nucleotides. NCBI's taxonomy places the organism in Eukaryota, Fungi, Glomeromycota, Glomeromycetes, Diversisporales, Gigasporaceae. The record is from the annotation of a GenBank genome assembly.
AUGAAAUCUCUUUACUUUCCGAGAGCUCUUUUACCGACGCAGACUUUACCGAUAUCAGCCCCUCCGUCUUUGGGAGAUGCAAGAGUUCCAGGAACAGAAUUAGUUAUACCCCUUGGUAUGGGUAUACUAUUUCUAAGUGGUCUUUGUACAGUAUACGUAAUCAUUAGAACGAUGUCUCGAUGGAAGACUACUAAAAGAUCUUUACCAAUGGCGUUGAGAGGAUUUCCAUUAUUUGAAGGCAGACCAUGGCCAACAGAUGAUUGCCGAUUGAUCGGAGGCGUAACAUUCUUUUUAGUGUCAUGUAACAUGAUACUCGUAGGAUCAUUAGCAAUGUUAACUUUUUUAAGAAUAUGUAGAAAAUGGUACAUCGAUUUGGGAAAAUGUGAUUACAAGUUAUUUGCUUUUCUCAUAUCAUUAUCUUUUGUCUUUACUAUGGCUGGAAUUCAAAGCUUUGGUGCUAGUAAAUAUUGGUAA